AUGCAUCAAAAUUCAACCAUCUUAUUUGUGCCGAUCGACGCCGUGGGUCACGUCAACUCCAGCAUUGGUAUCGCCGAAGUGCUGAUACAAGCGGGACAUCGGGUGGUGUUUGUGGUGAACGAGCAAUGGAGGGGUCGGCUCACAAAGUAUGGCAUCGAAGAGGUAUUAAUUACGGAAGAGGGUCGGGACGGGUUUAGCAGCGAUUGGAGCGCAGAGUGAAUGGAAAGCAUUCAGAGAUGAAGCGAAUAGAGUUAAGGCCGGCAUUAGAGACGACUUCAAUCAAUAUCUACUAAACAAUGGAUGCGAAGCAAUAGAUUUUAAACAAAUACCAUUUUUUAUUAAUCAUUCUAAAUAUUUAAAUAUUUACG
Molecule: messenger RNA, 368 nt
Organism: Medioppia subpectinata
Lineage: Eukaryota; Metazoa; Arthropoda; Arachnida; Sarcoptiformes; Oppiidae
Source: the annotation of a GenBank genome assembly